Cuscuta europaea is the source of this 3583-nucleotide messenger RNA. The record is from the annotation of a GenBank genome assembly. Lineage: Eukaryota; Viridiplantae; Streptophyta; Magnoliopsida; Solanales; Convolvulaceae.
CCAAAACCGUUAUGACAUAGAGUCAUGUUGAGGCUGAGGGCCGUCUGAUGUUGAGGCCGAGGGCCAUUGUGAUGUCCUCACGCUGAGGCCGAGGGCCGUUGUUGAUGUUGAGGCCGAGGGCCGUUCUGAUGCUUAGGUCGAGGGACGUUGUUGAUGUUGAGGUCGAGGGACGUUGUUGAUGUUGAGGCCGAGGGCCGUCUGAUGUUGAGGUCGAGGGCCAUUGUGAUGUAGAAUCGAAUUGAGGCCGAGGGCCUUUCCUCGAUAGUUCCAGGAGUCCUCUGGGUGUAUGUUCUUUCUUUCAGGCAUCGACCGAGGGGUUGAUUCCCCGCCUCGGCCGAAAGGAGGUCCAAGUGAUCCGUCCGGGGGUUCGUCUGUUAGUCCCCCGGCGCUGGGCCAUCCCUUGAUUGUGCCAGGAGGUCGUAUGUUAGUCCUCCUGAUGUGUGUUCCUUCUUCUAGGCUUCGGCCGAGGAGGUUGCUUCCCCGCCUCGGCCGGAAGGGGGUCCAAGUGAUCCGUCCGGGGGUUCGUCUGUUAGUCCCCCGGCGCUGAACCGUCCCUUGACCUUGGGGGGUCCCGUCGUCUAUUUACGGCGCGGGCUAGGCUUGGUCGGUUUCCGACGACUGCCGUUUCACCCCCAAGUUUGGGGAUUUCGUCACCUCAGCCAUUCUUUCAGGUCUGUCGCCGUGCGUUGCGCGCCGGCGACGCGGCGAGCGUCCCGCUCCAAAAACGCGGGCCUUUUGCAGGCCCCUCGUCUUUAUAAACCAUCGGCCAUACCUGGGCAUUUGGCCUCGAAGGGGCCGAUAAGAUGUCUGGAUUGUGUUGUAGUUUACUUAAAUUCAUAGAAAUAAGCGGAAUACAAGGGGUGCGUUGUUUGACAACGGCUUUGUUAAGAUUCACCGCUCAAGGCCGAGGGCUCUAGGCCGAGGGGAUGGUAAUGGGCCCAAGGCUGAGACUAACGCCGAAGGUGAGGAACAUGAUUAGCGGAGGUGGCGCUUCUUCGGCUGGGGCUCCUCGAACUCCUCUCCGUCACUGAGCCUCCCGAUUUCAUGUUUCUUUGUUGCGAUGUCCCCUUCUUCUUUAUCGGUGUUCUCCCCGGUGUUUUUCCUUGGGGCAUUUUUGAUGAAUUGGUGGAGCUCACCCCGUUGAAUUAAGAGUUCAAUAGCCUUCUUUAACGAGACACAAUCGUCUGUAUUGUGGGAGGUGCUUUUGUGGUAACGGCAAUAAGUGCCGCCUUGGUGGAUGGCGUAGAUCUCCCUCGCCGACCGAGGGUCCUUGGGGAAAAGGUCCUGCUCUUCCGCAUAGUUGAGGAUAGUGCUCACCGGGUGCGUGAGGGGAGUCCUCGGCAUGUCCAGCCGAGGGCGCCAUUGGCGUUCGUUACGGCCCUGCUGGGUGUGGCUUCCAUGGUCUCGGCCUCCGGCCGAGGGCACAUUUGGGGCCGGCGUGUUGUUUAUCUUCUUCGAGGGCUGGCCCUCGUUCUUCUUGAAGGAGUGGAGGUCGUCGGCGUCAGCGUAUAGGCUCCCCCGCUGGAGUGCUCUGAGGUAUGAUCUUGGGGGGUCGGUGAUGAGGCUCCGUGCGUAGGGGCUGCUGUGGAGAACCCCCUGGAAGAGGACGAGGAGGGUACGCUCAUCGGCGCCCUCGACCUCGUCUGUCUCCUUCAUCCACCGGUCAAUGAAGGACCGAAGUGUUUCGUCAGGCUGUUGCUUGACGGAGAGGAGCUGGGAGAAGUGCUUUCUCGCGCGCUUCCUUCCGGCAAAAUGGGUGAGGAAGCGUUGGGCAAGAUCUUGCCAAGAGUCAAUGCUUCCCUCGGGCAAUCGAUUGAACCAUUCGUAUGCUGGUCCCUCCAAGGUGGAAAGGAACCAACGACAUAAGUAUUCAUCUGAUGCCCCCAUCAUCAUCAUGCUGUUUUGAUACAUGUUGUAGUGCUCCUGGGGGUCAGUUUUUCCUUCAUAGGGCUUGAUGAGUUGCCCUCGGUACUUUUCCGGGAUUUGGGCCGCCAAUACCCUUGGGGUGAAUGGCGUCCGGGUCCGGAGCUGGAUGAUGGGUUCCCCGGAGCCCUCGGCUACCUUCUUCUGUAAUUCCUCCAUUUUGGCCAUCAUGGCCUCGUAUUUGAGGUCUGAAUGAGGGGUGGAGGUGGUGGCGUGAGCUUUGUCGGCCUCCAUUUCAUCAAGUCGGUGUUGGAGGGCCGCAAUAAUUUCGUCCCGGGGGUCCUUCGGGAGGGUCUCCGCCCCCUGCGAAUGAACCCGGGCCGAGUGGGCCUGGUUGAUCUGGUGGCGAGCAUCGUCGGCAUGAAGGGGUGCCUUGCCUUUGUCCCGAGGGGGACGCUCCUCGUCUGCCCUCGAGACAGACCCCCCGCUUUCUUGGGGCCCUCGGCGGUCUUGCCCCCCUCCGAGCCGGUUGAGGGCGGAAGUGCGGGGCCUUUCUCUGUUGUAAUUGUGGCGGUCCCGGGACUGAACUUCCUGGGAGGCCGUGUCUUGGGCCACUACCCCUUCGUCAUUCCUAACCCGAGGGAUGGGGUUUCCGAAGGGGUGUGGCAGAGGGGGAAGUAUGAUGUUCUCCCCAACCUGGGGUUGAGCCGGAGCCAGGGUGCCGAAGGCACCCGGGUUCUGAGUUAGCGUCUGGAUGAAGGCGGAGAGUGCCGAAUGAAUGUCGAUGGUGAGGACCGGAGGGUUGACUUGGUCAUCGCUCCGGUUUUUCUUCUUGGCCUCGAUGCCGAGGCGGGCAUCGGGGGCAUUCUGCUGGAUCUGAAGGCGUAGGUCGACGGCCGCCUGUUCCAGCCCAGCGAUGACACCGCCCUCGAGAGCCUUGUGAGAGGCUUCGAGGGCGUUGACGUCGCCGAGGGCCAGGUUCUUGUCUUCUACGUUUUUGGAGUUGGCACGUGUUGUUCUCACCAUUUUGGUAGAGGGCUAGUGUUUGGCGAAGGGGGAGGGUUUCUUACUUGAUCGUUCGACCUCUCAACGAGAGCACCAAAUGAUGGAUAGUGUACCUGGGGGUAGCUUAUCCGAGGAGUUAUUGCGGAGAAUAACUAGAGAGAAGUCAGAGCAAAUAAGUAAGAGACAGAGUGUAUAUUCGAUAUGUAUUAAGCGUGGUUUACAAUAAGGGAAAGGGGUGCUAUUUAUAGUAGUAAUAAAUGCUAGAUAAGGACACGUGUCAGUUUUCUGGUGGUCGAGGGGUCACCUCGACCGGGGUGGCACUGGCACUCGCAUGUGGCCGCAUUAAAUGCGGUGGUUGGAUGUGACGUUUGUACUUGGUACGGUGAUCCAGGCGCAUGUGAAGAGGAUAUUCUGUCAAGGUGGAUGCCUUCGGCUGAAGGGUGCUGGGCCGAAGGCUCUUCUAACUGAGGGCUCCUACCUGCCGAGGGCUGCAGGUGCCGAAGGCUUGGUUUUCAAGCCUUGUUCUCCUGUGAUGCCUCUUCUAACCGAGGGCUCCUACCUGCCGAGGGCUGCAGUUGCCGAAGGCUUGGUUUUCAAGCAUUGUUCUCCUGUGAUGCCUCUUCUAACUGAGGGCUCCUACCUGCCGAGGGCUGCAGUUGCCGAAGGCUUGGUUUUCAAGCCUUGUUCUCCUGUGAUGUUUCUGAGCUCGAUUCCG